Phlebotomus argentipes is the source of this 5586-nucleotide messenger RNA. Its product is annotated as GRAM domain-containing protein 2B-like. Gene Ontology annotation, molecular function: sterol transfer activity; sterol binding. Gene Ontology annotation, cellular component: endoplasmic reticulum-plasma membrane contact site; endoplasmic reticulum membrane; plasma membrane. The record is from RefSeq and is a predicted model, not a curated record. NCBI's taxonomy places the organism in Eukaryota, Metazoa, Arthropoda, Insecta, Diptera, Psychodidae. Gene Ontology annotation, biological process: intracellular sterol transport. The coding region runs from base 1113 to 2996 and encodes 627 amino acids. The transcript is spliced from 7 exons.
UGUACGAGGAUCUGGCAGUGUUUUGCUCGUUGUGUGGCGUUUUUAUCAGUGAAAGCGAAAAUUGCGAGAAUGCCUCAUUAUUGUGCUAUUCGUGCGUGAUCUUAUUUCAUAUUCCGGAACAAGCGGAGAGACCGCAUAGAAAAAUUGUGUGAUGAAGAGUUGGGGCGCAGAAUGGCGAGCGAGAGGCCGUGUUGUGUAUCGUAUAAAGGCAACAAACAGCGAAUGAUAGUUGAUAUUAAUAAUGCCAUAGAGGCGGCAACUAGGUCUCUCUAUUGUCGCACGAGUCUCUCCAGAGCAUUAUUAGUGCGAAUGUGAAUGAAAAUAGACGGAGAGCGGCCCCAGAGAGUGUAUAUAUUUGCAGAGAUAAUUGAAACAUACAAGCCCGGAGUGUUGCAGAAAAAAAUUCGUGACAUUUCGCGAGCACACUAAAAAUAUUCGCGAUAUUUUUCGCGAUUCUCAGCGUCUCAGCGUUGUGAUUUAGUCUCUGUGCGUUUCCCGAGUGCGUCAAAUGUGUGCUGAGAGACUCUCUUCAGCGAAAGUGUGAAUGAAUUCUAGUGGCUGUCAUGGGUGUAUUUUUUAUCAACUUCCUGUGCUGUGGGCCAGAAAAAGGAACUGAGUCUGAUCAAAAGUGACCAUUUAUUGUAAAUAUUUAUAGCCAUUUUCCGUACAAUUGGUCAGAAAUGCUGACAAUUGGAAAGGAGAAGCUCUGAUGGGAGAAGUUUUGUGUAAUAUUGACUCAACACUCAAUGCAAUUGAGUUUGUCGUGUGUUUGUCAUGUAAUUUGAGGUGAUGACAGAGAUUUUUGAUGUGAAGGCAAUGCCAGAAAAAUAUACAGAGACUAAUGAAUGCUAUUUGUGAGGAAUUAUUUCCGUUUCUUCCAUCCCAAAUCACGUGGAAAAAAGAAAGACAAAUAAAUCGAGUAAAAGUUCAUUUGGUGUGAAGAACAAAUGUGUGAUCUUGAGCGGAAAAAAGCCACUCUAUAAGAUGAUAUAAACAUCGUGAUUUGGCAUUGAUUGGAUUUGAGUGAAAAAAAAGAGAGCAGACAAGGAGGAAUUUGGAGCAAAUCUCAAGGUGUUGCUCUACAUGAGAAUUUAUCAUCUGAGGACGGCAAAAUGCUUGAGGAGAACGAAGAGGAGACUGUGGUGCUGCGGGAGAAGCACAUCCUGACCUUUGAGGCGAACCUCGCCGAGGAGAAGUUGCGCCAGAUCUACUGGCAGGAUGAGAAUGUUCAUCUUAAGGAUCUCGAUCGCAUAUCAUCCUAUCUGGCAUUCAAUCGCUGUCACUCCGUGGCGGUGCCCCAAACACACUACAUCCCAUAUCGUCAUGACGACGUGCUUCAGAACCUGCAGCAGGAGUCCUUCAUCCACAGCAAUCUGGCCAAAGAGGUGCGAAAGUCCAUGCCAGAGGAGUGUCCGCACAAGAAGCCCGUCACCAUUGGCAGUGUCUUCAAGAGGGACUCGUUUCUGCGCCAAAGCUGGAAUCACUUCAUUAAGAGGAACAAGUCGCAGAGGCGCAAAUCCAUGUCCUCAGAGGAUGUGGCCAGGAUGAAGCACAGGAAAGAGAAGAAGAUAGUUGACAGCAGCAAUGAUGCGUCCAGCGAUGGGGCCAAGUCCAGUCCGAAAGCAGCUAAAAAGGGUCACAAGAGGAGCAGCUCCACUUCCAGUUGUAUGAGUAAUCGAUCAACCAACAGCAUCGGAAUCCGUUCAGCUCCAACGACCCCAAUGGCACCCCUCCAAGGACAGACAGACACCAAUCAUUCCAGCUAUGGCCAAAGUGUUGUCAAUUUGAACUCCAUCUCGCGGAGUCCCAGCCACAGUUCCACUAAGAGUGAUUCCAAAUCUGUGAGGCAGCAGUUGGCGCCUGCACUCGGUGGCACGGUGGCGAACAAUCUGCGCAGCGUGAGUCCCAAUCAGCAGCUGAAGGGCGCCAGCGGGGGCGGCAGCGAGAAGGAGGCGAGUACAGGGAGUGGUAAGGAUGCUGGCAAGGAGAAGAAGCGGAAAGAGCUGAGUAGCUCGCGCCAGAAGAAAUUCCACCGACAUUUUCAGAAAGUUUCCGCAGAUGAACAUGUGAUUAAUUAUUUUUCCUGUGCACUCGUUAGUGAUAUCCUCUUACAAGGACAUUUAUACAUAACUGACAAUUAUUUUGCAUUUUACUCAAAUGUUUUUGGAUUUGUGACAAAGCUCCUGAUUCCAAUUCAGUCUGUGACGAAGAUCUCGAAGGAGAAGACGGCCAAGAUCAUCCCCAAUGCCAUCGGCGUGGCCACGGCUGAGGAGCGCCACGUCUUCGGGAGCUUCAUGAGUCGCGAGGCGGCCUACAGACUGAUGGAGAGCGUGUGGCGGCCACUGGCGCCGGCUGAUGUGGUGCCCGAGACGCCCGAGCCGAAGACUCUGGACGUGGAGAUCUCCGAGUGCAGCAUCGAGGAGGACAGCAGCUGCUCGGUGAGCGGCAACGAGAGUCCCACGCAGAUCCAGGAGUCGUCGGCCAACAGCGAUCCGGCGCCGCGACAGCGCGUCUCAGUCGUGGACGGCCUGCCGCCGGAUGAGAUGCCCACAAUUGUGUCCAGUAGUCCGAAACCUGUGAUCUUCCGCCACGCGCCUCCGCCACCCGUGGCGGCGAAGAAGUCCCUCCUGGCGCGCCUGAGGCUCAAGUUGCCGAAGAAUGUGCACAUCGUCCACCUGGGAAUGGUGCUGGCGCUCGUGCUCACCAUCUUCUCCGGCUUCCUCCUCUACCGGAUCCUCGACAUCCAGGCCAGAGCCAAUGAAUUCCCCACACUCGACUACAAAUGGACUGGCACCAAGGAUGACGCAGAAUUGUACGCGGAGGUUCUAAAGUGGCAGAAGGAGUUGCAAUCAAAGAGUCUGGAGGAGGCGCAGAAGAUGCUAAAUUCCAAUUUAGAUCAAAUUGUGAAGGUGAGAGAGAGUCUCGAGACACUUUCGACGCUCAUUCAUGACAAAUUGGACACAGAUCCGGCAACGAGCAACUCUGGAGCCACAUGAGCAGUGACGCCUCGGCCUCGAUGUUCUUCACGAUCUUUUUGUUUUUUGGGUGAAGAAGGCGAUUUGCAAAUCGAACUAGUCAAAUUUGGGCAAGAGGAUCACACUGAGAUAUUGCUCAACAUUUAAUUUAUUUCCAUUGUGAGAAGAUGGCAUUUCUUCGCACUUUUCCCGCUCUUCGUCACUUGGCAAGAAGAGAGUCUGUGAAGAGCGAUGGAAUUUGUGGUUGGAAUUCCAUGGUGGCAAACGUGGCUAUUUUUGGCUCCUAAUCUUAACUUAUUUUAGAUAUUUCAAAUUUCUACAUGUUAAUGGUGAAUUGUGUAGAACAAGAUCAAAUGUAGCCAAAGGAGUAAAAUUUGCCAAAUAUUAAUUUUUAAACAAUUUGUGGUUAAAUGAGAGAUAAACUUUUCAUCAGUAUAACCUAUGGUUAAAUGAUAAAAAAAAGACACACAGACACAAAUAAUAAUAAUUAAAAAAUGCAUAUUGUUCUUAUUGAUAAGCGAUCAAUGUGAGACGGAUCAAGGCAAAAAGGUCACUGAGUGAUCGAGAAGGCAUAAGCAAUUCAUCAUCUUUUUAGGUUCAAUUUAGGAAUGUUGCAAUGAGGCGGAUUGAAGAAACUGUGUGGAGGAGAAGGCACACUAAAAUAACGGAAUUAAAGACUGUGGUAAAGAGAAUUUGUAAAAUUCUAAAAGAUGUUUUUGAUAAGAUGCAAUGAGAAGGAUGAAAAGUGUUGAGAAACCGUCAAGUGAGUUGAGGCAAAUAUAGUGAGAGGAUGAAACGGGGAAGCAAGAGAGCAUGUCUUUUACUAUAAUAUUUAAAGCAGAGAAAAUUAAAUUCUAGUGUCAAGUUAUAAUAGAGUAUUUAAAGGACAAGUAAGACAACCCAAACAAAUCAUAUUUAAUGGCUUUCACGAAUAAAUAGAUAAAGAGAAAUUGACAUAUUUAAUGGACUUUGAAGAGACACUCAAAAUAACCUGUAUUUGAAUAUAAUCAAAACGAAUCACUAAAUAAUACUUCCUAAAGAGAUUUCUCAAGCGACAUUUUACAGAAGAAGAAGUGAAGAAAUUUGUCCUAGACAUUUUACUAAAAACUAAAUAGUAAACGUAUUUUAAAAGAGGAAAUGGAAGAAAAGUGGAUGGAAAUUGCUGAUAAAAUCGAGAGAGAGAGAGAGAGAGUUUGUGUCAAAGGAACACAAUCAAUUACUCUCCUAUGCCGAAUAAUUGCUAUUUUCAUUUCCACUUCAUUCAUUACUAAGUUUACGACCGAGGGUUAGCGGUGGGUGGAGAAGGCGAAAGGUAGCUUAUUUUCCUAGCGGUUUCCCUGUAUUUAUUAUUAUUUGAGGUGUUAUUCUUUUUAUAUUGUGACGGUCAAUGAGGUAAAAGACUAUCGUUAAACAUUCUUUCUUAGUGUGCAAUUAUUCUCGAGGAACAGUGACUGGGCGAAGAGUUGACGCGCAGCGAUGAAAUUCGCUGACUUUGCAUGAGGAAUUUGAUGAUGUGUCGGCAGCUUAAUUGAGCUAUUAAUGCUAUUUGGGUGUCUCGCAACAAUCGCCAGGCACUGUUUGGCUGCUCAAUGGAGCAGAAUAAAUAAUUCAUACGCGUCGCAAGGUGAUCUUAACAAGUUUGCGUGACAUCGUAUAAAUAGAAUUGAUACUUUGAGAGGGAAAGAGCGUGAGAUUAUUCGAAAUAGUCGCCCAAAAAAUUCUCUUUUCCCUCAACUCGAGAGUGAGUCUAAUUGCGUAUAUUCCUCCAACAAAGUUAAUGGUUUUGAUUCUCGUGCUUGCGCUCGCAACGACGAGAGCGAUAGAGAGAAAUCCUGUGAUAUAAAUAAUUUUUGUCUCCUUGUGCUGCACAUUCAUUUUCGUUUCUCGGACAGGGUAUAAAAUUUAUUGGUUUUAUUGAGUUUCCCAGUUACAAGCGUUGUAUGCGAUGACCUUUGGAAUAUUCUCUAUCAAUUGUGCUGCUUUGAGAGGAGAGAAAAAAGUUUCGUUGGCGAUAAAGGGUAGUGAAGAAGCUGUAUUGAGGAAGACAGUUGAUUUAUAUUUACACUUCCUUCAGUGAUAACCCAAAAGAGAGGCACAGAUAAUUCCGUCAAUUUUACUCUGUGUUUUUAUUAUCGGACCUUCUUUCAAACGAUAUAUUGACAUUUUGGCAUAAAUAUGGUAAUUUGUGUCAUAGAGCCUAUAUUUACUAAAUAUAGUGUAAAAUCAAUAAAUAACAAUUUGAUUUAUAUUUGAUUCCUUCUUCGCAAGAACAAACCAACUAUCUAAAGCCAUUUUUCGCUACAAUUGCUGCUCACUGUAAAUUCUUGUUUGUCUAUAUUAAAUAUUUGCCAACAAACAACUCUCGUAAUCUUGCAUAUUCAACAAAAUUUACAAGUCCAAGAGUUGAAACAAUGUAUAUCGAGAUGAGAAUAUUGUGUUUUGGGGCUAGUAUUGCUUCAACGGUAGGAGAACAACCAAAAGAGAAGCAAUUCGUAAGUGACACAAUAAUUUAACUGAAGAGAAAGAAAAAUCUAAUGAGAUGAUUAUAGAGAUCCACUCUCUAGCUAGAGAGAGAGAGACAGAAGGGAAUAAAAUGAUAAAUAAAACAUAA